Molecule: messenger RNA, 5769 nt
Organism: Oppia nitens
Lineage: Eukaryota; Metazoa; Arthropoda; Arachnida; Sarcoptiformes; Oppiidae
Gene: Ubr1
Product: E3 ubiquitin-protein ligase UBR2-like
Exons: 10
Coding region: 264-5705 (1813 amino acids)
Biological process (GO): protein ubiquitination; ubiquitin-dependent protein catabolic process via the N-end rule pathway
Cellular component (GO): cytoplasm; ubiquitin ligase complex
Molecular function (GO): zinc ion binding; ubiquitin protein ligase activity
Source: RefSeq, a predicted model, not a curated record
AUGUAUGCAUAAUAUGGCUGUUUAUCAGCUGUUGGUAUACAAGAAAGCAAUGAAUGUAUUGAAUAUUGUAUUAAAUAUUGUAUUAAAUAUUCAAUUGACUUAACAUUACAACAAUGCAUGAGAUGUGAUGUCAAUGAACGCAAUGACUAACAAUUGGUUUAAUUAUUUGAGACAAUAAUCGGAUAAUUAAUUGUUUUGAAUAAUCACAACAAGUAUUGCUUUCUUUGAAAUAUUGGAUACAAUUUGCAAUCAUUUGGUGAGACAUGUGUGACAAUGAAUUGAUUUCUUCAUCGAUGACACACAUCUGCGAUGAAUUCAGUCAACAAUGGCUUAAACGACACGAGAGUCGAGUUCUUGCCGUUAAAGACUUUCGCCAACAUUGGGCCCAAACUGUACCCAAACUAUACUCACCGGCCAUCGACUCGGACUGUCUUAACAUUCAAUUUAAUGAAAUUGAGGCCAAAAAUCAAUUGAUAGCACCGUUAGAGCGCUUUAUGACUGGAGUCCGAACUCCACAGACAAUCUUUAGUCGACUCAACAAAACGGAUGAUCCGCCGACACUUUGCGGACGAAUUUUCAAAGCGGGAGAACCGACGUAUUCGUGCUGUGACUGCGGUCUCGACCCGUUAUGUGUCCUUUGCGUCGAUUGUUUCAGAAACAGUAACCACAAGAAUCAUAGAUACAAAAUGAGUACAUCUAGUGGUGGAUCAGGUUUUUGUGAUUGUGGCGACAAAGACAGAAUCAUUUCAGAGGCCUGGAAAUCAAAUCCUUUUUGUGAUAUUCACAAUCAAUCUAAUAAUUUAAUGGAUAAUGAAAUGAACGAUCCGUUAAAGAAAAUACCGCCGGAAUUGUCGGAUAUAAUCGACAGAACAAGACUUGUAUUCAAAGCUGUUUUAUGUUAUUGUUUUGAGAUCUUGACGUGGAAUCAAAAUCUUGAUCUUCCAGAAGAUCUUAUUAACAGAGAAGAGGAUACUAUAGCUGAAAAAGAUGACACACACGUGACAAUGCUAUUUAAUGAUGAAAUCCAUACCUAUGAACAGGUUAUCAAUACAUUGAGCCGAGCUAUUGAUUGUCUUCCUAAAGAAGCCACAGAAUAUGCAACAAUUAUUGAUAGAGAGGGUCGAAGUAUAGUCAAGUGCUCUACACUACAAGUUUGUAAUCAAGUGAAGGUUAAUAUUGAAAAAAUCACUUCAAGACACGGAAGUAAACCAGUGAGAGUAGAUGUAAUGCAUACCAGUAUUGUUGCCCAUCAAACUUUUGCCACUCGAUUGCUUAGUUGGUUACAUGAGAUAAUCAACUAUUGUGAGGCUUUUCGAUGUAUUUUGGUUGAAGUCUUGAUGUCUAAAGAUGUAUAUAUUAGUGAAGGCAUUACAUCACCUGAUUCCCCACUUUUGGAACUAAUUAUGUGCGCCGACACACAAUUGUGGAAAUUUAUGAGAAACCAAUGGCACCAACUAUUUAUUAGUGGACUAUUAAUGGACUCGAGAAGCAAAAAGGAAUUCGCAAAAGUUUUUAUAAGAAAUUACGGACACCUUAUGAAUGACUUUAUACUCGACGAUCACGACCACAGUAUAUCAAUCACAUCGCUGUCAUUACAGUUGUUUACAGUGCCGUCAUUGGCUCAGACAUUGAUUGCCGAAGAGAAUGUUAUAGUAGUUCUUUUGAAAACAUUUCUUAACGAAUGCGGUCGUCAUCGCAAUCACGACGGAAAGCUGGCCUUUGAACGAAAUCAAUCAGCCAUUACUACAUUCAGAAGAUCACAUUAUAUACUAUUUGAUUUAAAGUACAUCCUCUCUGCCAAACCUAGCGAAUGGACUGAUGACUUAAGAAAGAAUUUUCUGCUGGGACUCAACACUUUGGUUGAUAUGUUAAAGUGGAUGCAAGGAAUGGAUGCAGUUGUCAGACAAGUUGGACAACACGUAGAAUUCGAGGCCGAGUGGGAAACGGGUGUUAAUUUGCAACUUAGAUUAGCACCAAUUGUUGGAUUAGUUAUUGAAUGGUGUUCUUCAGAUCGGUCAACACUAAUUAAGGCUUUACGUUAUACUCUUAAAGAGUUGGCUGAAUUUAUAAGUAGUUGUCCAUCAAAUGAAUGGGAAUUAUGUGGAUAUCACGCCAAUUGUCUCGAUUAUGAUGUAUCGUCACUUCCAGUGACUAUUCAUUUGCCUUUUUCAAGAUUAGUAGCGGGACUUCUCUUGCAAUUAGGAAAAUAUGACUUAAAUUAUAACGAAAGAAACUUUAUUGUUGACAAAAAGCCAACUCCAAUACAGUUAAUUGAAUUACCGCUUAGGACUCAAGUAAUGAUAGCCCAGUUCAGAGCUGGUAUGUGGAGACGCAAUGGAUACUCUCUUGUAAAUCAGGUUUACUUCUACCAUAGCGUCAAACUAAGAGAUGAAAUGUACGACAGAGACAUAUUGAUGCUUCAAAUCGGUGCCGCGCGAUGUGAACCAAAUGAGUAUUUAAUUCAUAUUCUUAACAAAUUUAAUCUAUUAUUCUGGUCUCAAGACAACUAUGAAAGUGUUAAUCGCAAACCAGAAGAAGACUUUGUUAGACAAACUAUUUCAUUAGUUGAAGAAUUUCUUGGACUUAUUCUUAUAAUAAUUUCCGAACGAUUUGUUCCCGGAGUGGGAAAAGUAAAACAUGACGACAGAAUUAAGAAAGAAAUCAUUCAAUGGUUAUCAAUGAGUCCAAUGACACACUCAGAACUCGUUAAAUAUUUACUAUCAAAGGAAACAACUCCUUAUAAUUGUAGUAUUGAAGACAUAAUCAAAGAAGUGGCUAUUUUUAAGCGCCCGACAACUCCAACGACGGGAAAAUAUGAAUUAAAACCUGAAUAUUAUAAAGAUUUUAAUACUUUUUUCUAUCAUUAUUCACGACAAGACCAGUCAUGUGCUGAAGAAUCGCAAAUGAAACGCAAGAAACAGAAUGGAGAGGAACUUAUUUGUUGUCCGCCACCCAUUCCUCCAGAUUUUGCGCCACAGUUUUCAUCAAUAAGUUAUGUUAUAGAUUGCGAUGUAAUGCUUCAUUUGAUUGAAGCUGUAUUGAAGAGGACUUGUAAUCUUCAUGCCAUCUCAUUCUCUGAAACUCAAUUUGAAAAAGUAUUGCAUAUAAUAGGUGUCGGUCUGCAUGAAGAAGCAAAAGGAAGUGUUCCUAAUUUCAUGUUCUCUAAGAAGUGUAUUGAUAAAGGAAUCUAUCAAUUAUUAGAAGAAUGUUUAAAUCGACCGAUAGUUUCACGAAUCGAUAUUCACAAAGAUUUAUUAAAAUGGACUCUAAAGAGAUUCAAUGAAGUCUUGCAGAUAAAGAAAGCAGAAUUUGUUGCCAAAGAUCAGAGAGAUAAAGAAAUAGGAGAUAAAAGCGAAAACUUGUCAAAAGGUAAAAUUGAUAGACAAAAAUCUGCUGAAAUGGCUGCCAAACGAAGAGAUAGAAUAAUGGCUCAAAUGACAGCAAUGCAGAAGAAUUUCAUCGCUGAACAUAAAGAUUUCUUUAAUGAUUGUCAGCCAAGUGUUUCCAAUUCAAACUCAUUAAUGGACUUAACUUAUGAACCACCAGUUAUUGAGUCGAUUGCCGUCGGAGAGAACCAAAAGGGAAAGUGUAUUACCAAUGAACGCCACACAUGUAUUCUUUGUCGUGAAGAACAAGAGGUUUCUAUAACAGGUCGUUGUCUUGUUUUAUCCGCUUUUAUUCAAAGAUCGACAGUAUUGUCAAAAAACAGAGAAAGAAAAUUAGGCAGCGAUGAUGAUAAUAUGAAUCCAUUGUUUGUGACCUCUGACCUCAAUUUUGGACCUCAUAUAAGUACAUGUGGUCAUGUUAUGCACGCUGACUGUUGGCAAAACUUUUUUGACUCAGUUCUGGCUAAAGAACGGCGCCGUCCUAUUCGUUAUGGAAGACAUGUUAGCUUUGAUGUCGACAAACAUGAAUUUUUAUGUCCACUUUGUGUAUGUCUAUCAAAUUCAGUCAUACCUAUCAUACCUGCCAUCGAUAACGAAGUAAAGAAUAAAACAAAAAAGUCUGAUAUAUCGCUAACUAAUUGGUUAAUUGGUUUACACGCUAUUGUCGAGAAAGAUAUUCUCUUUUGUACGGAAUCUUCAAUUAAUGAAAAUUCUGACGAGAAAUAUAUUUAUCGUAUUUUACCGCAUCUUAAAGACAUCUUAGCCAAUGUCCCGAAUGAGUUCAAAGAAUAUCUGGAAAAUUUAUUCGAUGAAUAUCAAGACAAUGUCGUUAAAAAUGAAGAACUUUCUCAAUCACUUUUGGAUGUUAUGAAACACUUUGCUCAAGACGUUUAUACUACAUCACUUUUAGUGAAUCCAAAUUCAGAAGAUGAGAGGAUAUCGUUAAUGAUAUACUGGUCGUGUUCUUACACUCUUCAAUCGAUUGAACGAAUGCUUCGUUUGGAGGAGAAGACAAUAUUUGCCGAUCUUUCGUCCCGUAAAUACAAUUGUCUUAAAGCACUCGUGCGAUAUAUCGGUUCGAGUAUUGCUGUAUUUAACGGUCCGAUUAUGAAAAGUCAUUGCAUUAAAAUUAUGCGAUAUCUUCUGGUCAAUGAUUGUCACAUUACAAACAAUAACUGUUGUCUUGAUUUGGACGCCUUGUCAUUGCUUAUAUCCCUUGUGAUCACUACUCCAUCAUUAUUUCUGUUGGACACCGAUAGCCAAUGCAACAAUAAAUUGUAUUCAAUGUCUUUGGGAAAUGUUUCGGAUAAACAUUAUAUUAACUUAAUGAUAGUUUUUAAUAUUGUUCAGAUAAUAUUAACCCAAAGUCCGGAUAACUAUACAGAAGAGCCUAUGGAAGUGGAAGAGUUUGAUACUUCAAGUACUGGUCAAUCGGUUAAUCGGACGAUUCAAUCAUUUUAUUCAGAGAUUAUGAUAGCUUCGGGUCAGAGUAAUUAUAAGGUGCCGAAUGUGUUGCAAAUCGAACUCUUCCUAAAAACAAAUUUAUUGCCUUUCCUACGAUCUGUGGCUCUAUUUUUUCAUUUUCUGACAAACGUUUCUCCGCCACAAAAAUUUAAAGAUAACAGCAAUCAAUCGGUUACUCCUGUAGAAGAGUUUGACAUUCUUUGUCAUUAUUUGGGUUUGAGUUCGAAAUUUUCAGUUCUUCUUGAGAGUACUUCGUUAAGACAAUUGGCACUUAUAUGGGCCCGACAUCCAAGAGUUAAUGUUAUAAUUAAUGAAAAGUCAGAUUUGGACUCAUUAUUAGAAUUUAAGCCCAAACUUAUAGUACAACCGCAUUCACUCAAUUAUUUGGUUCGUUUGCCCAAUGAUUACAGCGAUCUCAUCAAUAGUGUGUCUCAAUUUACGUGUCCUAACUCUGAUGGAAAUGACUCCCGAUCUCCCACUAUGUGUUUGAUUUGCGGAACAAUAUUAUGUUCACACAGUUAUUGUUGUCAAAAUGAUUUGGAGGGGACAAUGGUUGGGUCGUGUACGUGGCACUCACACUUUUGUGGUGCCGGACAGGGUAUGUUCCUCAGGAUCAGGGAUUGUAAGAUAUUGCUUUUGGCCGGAAAAACAAAAGGUUGUUAUUUGGCGCCGCCAUAUAUUGAUGAAUACGGCGAAACAGAUCAGGGAUUGAUUCGCGGAAAUCCAUUACAUCUCUGUGAGUCGUCGUAUGCAAAACUUCACAAAAUAUGGCUCAGACACGGCAUACCCGAGCAAAUAGCACAUGCAUUGGAAACAUCCAGCAAUUUGGCUGCUUUUAACUGGCAAUUGCUUUAAUUUGUCGCUUAUACAACAUAUUAUUGCUUAACUAAUACACUGAUAUUGGUUUUUAUUUUAUGCA